AUGGAGAACAAGGCCAUGUACCUCCACACCUUCAGUGAGAGGGAGAGCAGCUCCCUCUUCGAGGAGCCCUUCGAGGGAAGGAGCCUCUCCAAGCUGAACCUCUGCGAGGACGGUGCUGGCAGGAGGAUGAAGGCAGGAGGUCACUGUGGCCGUCUGGGCUCCUUGGCAGCUCUCAAAUAUGCUGUGCUUGGGCUCUAUCUCCUGGUCUUCCUCAUCCUCGUCGGAGUCUUCAUCCUGGCAGUUUCCAGGCCACAAACAUCCCCUGAGGACCUGAAGGUGCUGCUGGGCAACAUGAACCGCCUCAACGAGAGCUUCCGGGACAUGCAGCUGAAGCUGCUGCACCUCCCUGCGAAGGGAGACAUGCUGGACCACAUCUGGAGGCUGCAGGACCUCCUGCAGAACCACUCAGACUCCUUGUUCCUCAUGAUGGGAUCCCUGCAGAAGCUGGAAGGACUCCUCUGGAGCCUGCAGUCCCAGAGCAGUCAGACAGACAAGGUGGUGUCCAACCUGUGGGACAGCCUGACCCAGCAGGGCGACACAGCCCAGCAGGACAUCUACAAACUCUCCGUGGAAGCCAACAGCAGCCGCUUGCUGCUGCAGCACCACGACCACCUCCUGAGCCACCUGGGGGGCAGGGUGGACGUCCUGAGCGACCAGGUGAUGGCUGUGAGCGCUGCCAUGGACACCAUGAACAGGACCUUCUCCUAUGACGUGAACAUCCACCACACUCGUCUGCAGGACCUGCAGGUGCUGCUGAGCAAUGCCACUGAGGAUGCUCGGCACAUGCGGCUGCUGCACAUAGCCAUGGAGCAGCAGCUGAAGCAGGAGUUGGCCAUCCUAAACAAUGUCACUGAGGACCUGAGGAUGAAGGACUGGGAGCACUCCAUGGCGCUGAGGAACAUCUCAGUGAUACGAGGGCCACCAGGACCCAAAGGAGACCAAGGAAGUGAAGGGUUGGAGGGAGAACGUGGUCUUCCCGGCCUGCCUGGCCUCCGAG
This is a messenger RNA of Acanthisitta chloris (rifleman), 997 nucleotides long. It is a transcript of the gene SCARA5, whose product is annotated as scavenger receptor class A, member 5. The annotation marks the transcript as partial. The transcript has 4 exons. The record is from RefSeq and is a predicted model, not a curated record. NCBI's taxonomy places the organism in Eukaryota, Metazoa, Chordata, Aves, Passeriformes, Acanthisittidae.